This is a messenger RNA of Aphis gossypii (cotton aphid), 2350 nucleotides long. RefSeq names its product enkurin-like. Bases 1487 to 2251 code for a protein of 254 amino acids. The record is from RefSeq and is a predicted model, not a curated record. Gene Ontology annotation, molecular function: calmodulin binding. NCBI's taxonomy places the organism in Eukaryota, Metazoa, Arthropoda, Insecta, Hemiptera, Aphididae. Gene Ontology annotation, cellular component: acrosomal vesicle. The transcript has 4 exons.
UCUUUUAUUUAUAUAUAAAUUGUAUUUCGUAUGUAUAUACAUACAUAUAAUUUUAAGGAAACGCGAUAUACGCGGACCAAGCCUCGCUCUUUCGCGACUUGCGAGUUACAAGUUACAGCCGCACGUUUUUCUCGCGUACUUAUCUAUUACGCACUGCGUAUAUAUAAAUGAAUUAUUGGUGUAUGUAUAUGUUUUACAAGCGCAAACGUCAUAUAUAGGUACGUAGACAAUAUUAUUAUUCGUGUGCAACGCUGUGUACGGAUGAGUUAGGGUGGUGCACAUCGAACGCAAAAAACCACAGUAAACGUUACGACAUAUUAUAUAAUAACGAAGUCGAAUAAACUAACAAAUCUUUUUUUUUUCAAUACACAACAGACACGUUUUUUACUUAUAGAAGUUAACAAUUAAUUUUUCGCGUUCAUAAAAUCAAUAAACAUAGGUAUGGACGACUAUUUGUUGUAUGAUAACGAAACAAAUAUUGAAGUUUAAACAAAAUUACGAUGACAAUUAUUAUUAAUCAUUAGGUAUAUAAAGCCUACAAAUACAAAUAUACUAUACAUGCAAAUGUGGCAUAGCUUUGCGAAACAAAUAAUAAGAUGUGAUAUUUAAAGGAAACCCCCAAAAUAUAGUUCUGAUAAAAAGUUACUCACUCUAUGGAUACAUACCAUGAAAUAAAAUAUUAAAUCGAGGCACAGUUUCAUUCAUUGCAUUACCUAUAGGAACUUUAUCAAAACCUUAUAAACAUACAUACAGUUCUACAGUUAUAUGUAAAGAAUGAUUCUGAAAACCGACAUAAAUAAAGGCAUCAGAAAACUUACUUUCUAAAACUCUAGAAGUAACCUAAAAGAUGACUUUAAACUUCGAAAAACAUUAAACCAUUUGAGGGUAUAAGUAGUUAGAACCAAAAAAAAACCCUUAUGUGUUGGAAGAUAGGAUAGAGUAGAUGAUAGACCAUCAAUUGCUAAUGCGGAGACAACAUCAAAACGACCUAUAUAUUUUAUAAGAUAUAUAAGACGUAUAAAUUCCAAGAGGAGUGGACUCUUCAGAGAACCUAAUGAUCAGGCCAUUCAACUUAUCACUCAUCACUCAUUAGUUUUUGAAAAAUCAAACAAAAAUUAACUGGCUGAUACGAAAAAUAUGAGCAAUUAUAAAUUCAUAUAUUAUAACGAACAAAAACAAUCACCAUAUUUGUCUUGAGCAAUAUUAUACAUGUUUCCAUUAAGUUGAUAUAAAAUUUAAACUAUAGAAAAAUAAUUCAUAAAAAUAAAAAAUUCCACUCUCGUUAAUAAAGCUCUACAUUAGCUGUAUUUUAAUUAUUAUCACUCUGUGAAACACUUUGAAAAAAAGCAUUGCCAUGGGUGAUAGCUUAUAUAUUUCAAUAAUAUUAUUAUUCGUUGUUUAUUUUAUAACAAUUCGUAUCAGAACACAAUCCUUGAAUAUUUUAAAUCUAUAAAAUAUUAGAUAAGUAUUUAAACGAAGGUUAAAAAUGAGCAAGGAUCAGGAAAAUAUUAGGUAUUUGAUUCAAAUACCAAAACCACCAGAGAUCAAACCUCCAAUGCACCGUUCAGUUUUCAACAAAUCGAUUAAAAGGGAUUACAGGUCAAAUAGGAGCUGUCACCAAACAAUGGGUUAUGCUGAAGUCAACCUCAAUCAUCCGUCGAAGUUUUUAAAAAAACACACCAGAAUAGUGAAGAGACCAUUUGUCGAUACUUUAAAACCGGAACCACCAAAUAAACAAUGUAUUCGAAGAUGUAGCCGUUCACCUAAAGUUAAGGGGAAAAUCAAUAAAGUCGAGAGAAAUUUCCUACAUGAAAACAUUGCUGACGUGAUAAGAAAGGUGCCACCAUUGCCAAAGCAUCGGGUACAAGACAGUCGGAAUGGACACGUAAUGGUUCUAGAUGAGGCCGGUCUAGAACCCACGUACGUAUCCAAGAAGAAUUUUGGCAAAACACCUUCAUACAUUAAGAAAAUACUUAAGGACAAAGAAAUGGAAAAAGUAGCUGAGGUCGAACGUGUAAAGGCAGUCAAGCCACCAUUGCGCUAUUUGCCUGAAGAAGAGCGUAUGGAAUUAUUAAAAGGAAUGAAGGCCAACUGGGGUGAAUUGUAUACAGAAUUUUUAUUAUUACCUAUGGUCACCGACUCAGUGCCAAAAAUUAACCGAAAAGCCCGGCUUGAAAAUCAACUAAAUAAUUUAGAAAAGGAUAUCAACUUAUUGGAAAGGUACCCGUCCUUGUACGUAUGUGAUAACUAGAGUCUUAAUAUUAUGUCAUAUGACAUUUAUUUGCUUGACGUAUUUUACGAAAUAUUUUAUGCGUGUGCAAAAAAAAAAAAAUAAAAAUUUUUUUAAAAA